AUGACUGCCGAUGACUCCCUUUUCUUGGGGUUCGAUCUUUCUACCCAACAAUUGAAGGUGAUUUCAACCUAUGCCAACUUGAAGCAUCACAAGACUUAUAAAGUCGAUUUUGAUGCCGAUUAUGGUGGUGUUUAUCACAUCAAAAACGGUGUCAUUUCAGUUGAAGAAACCGGUGAGAUUUGUGCCCCUGUUGCUAUGUGGAUCGAGGCUGUUGAACUCGUGUUCAAGAGAAUGGAGGAUGAUAAUUUCCCAUUUGAGAAGGUUAGAGCUAUGUCUGGUUCUUGUCAACAGCAUGGUUCCGUCUAUUGGUCCAGAGAAGCUUCAGAGCUUUUUGGGAAGUUGAGCACCUCCAAGACACUUGUUGAGCAACUUUCUCCUAAUGGAUUUACCUUCCAGAUUGCCCCCAAUUGGCAGGAUCAUUCGACUGCUCCUGAAAUUGAAGCUUUUGAAAAACAGGUCGGUGGUUCUCAGGAAUUGAGUGAUAUCACUGGCUCCCGUGCUCAUUACCGGUUCACUGGUCCCCAGAUCAGAAAAAUGGCUACCAGAAAGGACCCUGACCUUUACCAAAAGACCUACCGUAUAUCUUUAGUGUCUAGUUUCCUUUGCUCGUUGCUUUCCACUAAGCUUCAACGGCUUGAAGAAUCAGAUGCCUGUGGUAUGAACUUGUACGACAUCAAGAACUCCAGGUUUGAUGAAGAUCUUAUUGCUUUAGCUGCGGGUACCUCUCCUAAGAUUGACGGUGCUGAUGAGGCUACCAGAGCCAAGGGUGUGAAGGAUUUGAAGCAGAAAUUGGGUCCUGUACAGCCUAUCGGUUACAGGUCCGUUGGUAAUAUAGGCAAGUACUUUGUUCAGAAGUAUGGAUUCUCGCCUGACUGUAAGGUUUACCCAUUCACGGGUGAUAACAAUGCAACUAUUUUGGCUCUUCCAUUGGCUAACAAUGAUAUUUUGGUGUCUAUGGGUACUUCUACCACAGUUUUGCUUGUCACUAAUAGCUAUAAGCCAAGUGCUAGUUACCAUAUAUUCAAACAUCCGACUAUCCCAGAGCAUUACAUGGGUAUGUUGUGCUACUGUAAUGGUGCAUUAGCUAGAGAGAAGGUUAGAGAAGCUAUCAACAAAAAGUAUGGUACUCCUGCCAAUUCAUGGGAUAAGUUUGAUACUAUUUUGGAUGAAUCGAAACCUUUGAACGGCAAGCUAGAGCUCGGUAUCUACUUCCCUAAGGGAGAAAUCAUUCCAAAUGCAAAGAUUUGUGAAAGAAGAUUUCAGUACCAUCUUGAUCAGAAGGAGCUUGUAGAGCUUUCAAAGGGACAGAAGUGGUCAGUGGAGGAAGAUGUUGCUUCUAUUAUCGAGUCUCAGGCAUUAAGUUGCAGAUUACGUGCAGGUCCUAUGCUUGAGAAUACCGGUUCUGCGUUUGGUAAAGCCAAGAAGGUGAACCGUACUACUCAUUAUAAAGAGGUUGCUUCAAAGUUUUCUCAGCAUGAAUUAGCUGUUCUUGAGAAGCUUGCUGAUAGAUAUGGAGACAUCCAGUCAGAUGGUAUUUACCAGACACCGGCAGCUUUGGUGUCUAAGCCAAACAAAGUGUUCUUCGUUGGUGGCUCAUCCAAGAACUUGUCCAUUGUCAAGAAGUAUUGUGAGAUUUUCGGUGCCUUGAAAGGUAACUACCGUAUUGAUUUGAGCGAUGCAUGUGCUCUCGGUGGAUGUUACAAGUCGUUGUGGUCAUACCUGGUGGAGACUAAAGGACUAGAUCAGGUUGGCGAUUACGGUGAAUGGCUUAACGCCAAUUACAACUGGGAUGAUUAUGUUGAUCCAGUUCAGGGUACUAAGGAUCUUUGGGAUGAUUAUGUUGAUGGUGUUGGAAUUUUGAGUCUUGCUGAACAGAAGUUAGAGAGAUGA
Molecule: messenger RNA, 1890 nt
Organism: Brettanomyces nanus
Lineage: Eukaryota; Fungi; Ascomycota; Pichiomycetes; Pichiales; Pichiaceae
Exons: 1
Coding region: 1-1890 (629 amino acids)
Biological process (GO): xylulose metabolic process
Cellular component (GO): cytosol
Molecular function (GO): D-xylulokinase activity
Source: RefSeq, a predicted model, not a curated record